AUGUCUUGCUGCGGUGGCGCCGAGGAGGACAGCUACGGCCCGCCGGCCAACCAGGCGGUUCCGCCACCCAAUGCCAACGCCCCCGGCAACAGAGGCGGGCCGAGGGGACCGGGCGCGCCCAGGGUCGGCGGCCCCGCCAAGCCCGUCAGCAUCGACGUGCCCGCCAUCCCCUUCGACGAGCUCAAGAAGAUCACCAACAACUUCAGCGACCGCGCCCUCAUCGGCGAGGGCUCCUACGGCCGCGUCUACAACGCCACGCUCAGCGACGGCCGCGCCGCCGUCAUCAAGAAGCUCGACACCAGCGCCUCGCAGGACUCCGACACCGACUUCGCCGCGCAGAUAGCGAUGGUCUCCAAGCUCAAGAACGAGUAUUUCCUGGAGCUCCUGGGGUACUGCUUGGAGGACGGCAACCGCAUGCUAGCCUAUCAGUUCGCCACCAUGGGUUCUUUGCAUAACAUACUACAUGGGAAGAAAGGUGUUCAGGGUGCAGAGCCUGGUCCCGUUCUCAACUGGGCUCAGCGAGUGAAGAUAGCUUACGGAGCAGCAAGAGGGCUAGAGUACCUGCACGAGAAAGUCCAGCCGUCGAUCGUUCACCGAGACAUCCGGUCCAGUAACGUCCUCAUAUUCGACGAUUUCAGCUCCAAGAUUGCUGAUUUCAACCUCACCAACCAGGGGACCGACACCGCCGCGCGGUUGCACUCCACUCGCGUGCUAGGGACUUUUGGAUACCAUGCCCCAGAAUACGCUAUGACAGGCCAGAUCAACCAAAAGAGUGAUGUUUACAGCUUCGGCGUGAUCCUUCUAGAGUUGCUGACCGGAAGGAAGCCGGUCGAUCACACCAUGCCGAAAGGCCAGCAAAGUCUUGUUACUUGGGCCACUCCAAGGUUGAGUGAAGAUAAAGUGAAGCAGUGUGUUGAUCCGAAGCUCAACAGUGAUUACCCUCCAAAGGCUGUUGCAAAGCUGGCAGCAGUUGCAGCGUUGUGCGUUCAGUAUGAAUCCGACUUCCGACCAAACAUGACCAUCGUGGUGAAGGCCAUCACGCCUCUUCUAAACGCACCUAAACCAGCCGCUCCAGCAGCAGCGCCACAAUCCUGA
Miscanthus lutarioriparius is the source of this 1095-nucleotide messenger RNA. The record is from the annotation of a GenBank genome assembly. Lineage: Eukaryota; Viridiplantae; Streptophyta; Magnoliopsida; Poales; Poaceae.